GUGCCUGUAUGCCAUGGCUUCGAUUCUAAACGACAUAUAUGUGUGUAUGCAAAAACGGAUACUUACCGUACCAUUCAACCCCUGUAUCUUGAAUGAUGUACCAGUGGUUGAGCAAUCUGACAUCCGUUCAUAUCUACGCUGAACCUUUAUUGAGUACAUUUGCAGCCGACUUUUCACUCCGAUGGUUGGACUUGACGGAGAACUACAAUUGACAUUUCUCGUGACAUUAAUGGCAUCCAGGUGUCCAAUGAAUCAAGUUGUGCCGCUCGCUAUGUAACGAGCGUUUCGCUGCCGACCGGUCACGGCUGUUUCGUUCGACAUUGGGUUGGUAUAUUGCAGUCUCCUUCAGAUCUGGAGCUUUUAUAAUGUCUUCUGCCCUUGACUGAACUCGGUCAUCUCUCUGUAUACGCUAUCCUGCGCCCAUAUAGCACUGCGUCGUGCUGUUUUCUUGGCCUCGGAGGAGCGUCAUCGGGAUCUAAGUUCCGGUACACAUUCAGGGGCAGCAUUCUCGCUGAAUUUGGCAUCUUGUUCAGUACAUCCUUUCAAUGCUUCGGCACCAUGAGUUGCUCCGGACCGUCGUACUGCAGUAUGAUCUGUCGCCACUAGACUAGCGGCCGACGGCGACGCGGAGGUUUCUCGCUGUUGGGCUAGUUGUGAAACAUCUGUCAAAGGGCUUGUUGCCAUGGCCAAAAUAUGUGAAGGGCCCAUGUGUUGAACCAACAAGCCAACGAAACAGCCGAAUAUUUUUUCGCAGUAGCGUGGGUACAAUGAUGAAACACGUUGAUCUGCUCAUCCACUUCGGAUUGCUUCCAGCUAUUUAUCUGCUCAGUUGUAGGUUCCAUGGAGAGACAAAUAGCCAAGUAUGAUUCAAAAACAUUAAUGCGGGGAAGUGUGGGGAAGGUGGUUUAAGGACUAAGAAUAGGACCGGCCGGGCCGACCAGGAACGUAGGAUGGAGGUCAUCGAGCAGUCCGUCAUGCCUACCCUCGCGCUGUCCAGAUUCCAGAACAUCAGAGUUUACUGGCUCGCGUUUAUUGCGUACUGGGGUAUCGUCUUGUUCGGUUACGAUACUGGGAUCGGUGGAGGUGUGGUCACGCAGCCAUACUUCCAGGAACACUUUGGUAUCAUCGGUGCCGAUGGCAAGAUCGAUACCAAGAAAGCCAACGACAUUAACUCCAACGUCGUCUCCGUGCUUCAAGCAGGCGCUUUCUUCGGCGCCCUUGGUUCUGCCCCCAUUUCGUCCGCAAUUGGUCGGAGACUAACGCUCCUCUUGUUCUCCAUCAUUUUCUCUGUUGGAGCCAUUUUGCAAACAGUUGCAGGCGGCUCUCGAGGAAUUGGUUACAUCUACGCCGGUCGUGUCAUUGCCGGCGUCGGUAUCGGCGCCAUCUCUGCUGUUGCGCCAGCUUUCGUCUCAGAGAGUUCUCCAAAGGAAGUCCGUGGUAGGAUUACCGGUGUCUUCCAGAUUAUGGUUGCCGUCGGUGUCAUGCUCUCAUACUUUAUCAACCUGGGAGUCAGCCUUCAUAUUAAGACUGGUUUCGCAGUGUGGCGGAUACCUUUGGGUUUCCAGCUUGUGCCGGCUGGCAUCAUGGCUUUCGGACUCCUCACGAUCAGGGAAUCGCCUCGUUGGCUUGCCUCCAAAGGUCGUUAUGAGGCUGCGACCAAAAAUUUGGCCUAUUAUCGCCGUCUUCCUCCAGAUGACCCAUGUGUCCGUCACGAGAUGGCCGAGAUUGAAGCCGCCGUUGAGGAAGAACGCGAAGCACGACGUGGUUUGGGUUUGAAAGAAGCCUUUUUCGGCAAGGGCAAUGCAAUUCGAUUUGUCAUCGCCAUCGUUAUCUUCAUUCUGCAGCAAUUCAGCGGCCAGAACUCAGUCAACUACUACGCUCCUCAGAUUUUCAAGUCGAUAGGAUAUGAGGGUACCUCAAACUCCCUGCUCGCUUCUGGUAUUUACGGCAUCGUGAAAGUCGUUGCGACUGCCCUCUUCGUCUUCUUCCUGGUCGAGUCUCUGGGCCGUAAGCUGUCCCUCUUUAUCUCUGCCAUAGGCAUGGGUACCCUCUUCUUCAUCGUCGGCGCGAUCCUGAAAACUCAUCCUCCACCGGCCAUCGCCCCGCCGACGCCACCUGCUGCAUCCAAGGCCAUGGCAGCCAUGUUGUACAUCUAUGUUUGCUUCUAUUCUAUGGGCUGGGGCCCUCUUCCUUGGGUUUACGUGUCUGAUAUUUUCAACACACGUACACGACACUUGGGUCUGGCUACUGCUAGCGCGUCACAGUGGCUCUUCAAUUUCGUCCUCUCCAAGAUCACCCCAACCUUAGUGACCGAUCUCGGAUACAAACUUUUCCUCAUGUUUGCUACGAUCAACAUCGCAGGAAUGGGUAUAUUCUCUCUUCUUAUUCCUGAAACAAAAGGUCGCAGUCUGGAAGAGAUGGAUAUCAUCUUUGGUUCCGUUCAGCAGGAGCAACGACAGGCCGGUAUUGCGAGGCAAGAGAAAGAAAUCGCACACGAGGCUCAAGACACUACGUCAACGCAAUCAGAUGAGCAGAAAGUCUGAGUCUCAUGCAUCAUAUAUUUUCUUGUGUACGAUAUUCAAUGGAGGUCGAGAAUUGCUAUUGUUCGCGUCAUCUAUGCUGAUUUAUCUUUACGAAAGUCGCCUUAAUGCGCCAUUUAAUGUUAUGUCACGAUCGUUCGACAUGACUUUUCGUUUGUUGUAUUCGGAAUCCUAUCCUUGUUUCUUUGCUGUUUUCUCCGCUCUUUCACUGCUUGUAUAAUAGUCGCUUAGGGUAGUCUCCAUCCUUUUUUGUUGUAGUACGACCGCGUGAUGACACCGCAAAAAUCUCGGACGUCCUUGAGAUCGAGAACAUCAAGUAUCCC
Molecule: messenger RNA, 2863 nt
Organism: Somion occarium
Lineage: Eukaryota; Fungi; Basidiomycota; Agaricomycetes; Polyporales; Cerrenaceae
Source: the annotation of a GenBank genome assembly